Molecule: messenger RNA, 1155 nt
Organism: Phaeoacremonium minimum UCRPA7
Lineage: Eukaryota; Fungi; Ascomycota; Sordariomycetes; Togniniales; Togniniaceae
Product: putative major facilitator superfamily transporter protein
Exons: 2
Coding region: 1-1155 (384 amino acids)
Biological process (GO): transmembrane transport
Cellular component (GO): fungal-type vacuole membrane
Molecular function (GO): transmembrane transporter activity
Source: RefSeq, a predicted model, not a curated record
AUGGGACAUCUUGCAAAUAUAAUGGUCUGGGGAUAUGCAAAUGCCUUCGGUGUUUUCCAGCUCUACUACAAACAGACGACAGACUGGCCUGCCGCUCAAAUCUCUUGGAUCGGCUCCAUCCAGCUCUUUCUCAUGUUCAUUAUGGGUACCGUAUCCGGCCGCCUAGCGGACGCCGGCCUAGCACGGCAUUGCAUCUUCGGUGGUUCUGUCCUCUGUGUCUUCGGUGUCUUUAUGACUAGCGUGAGCACGCAAUACUGGCAACUUAUCCUCACCCAAGGUGUUUGUACUGGCAUUGGUGGCGGCCUAAUGGCUAUGCCCACGGCGACCAUCAUCGGGUCUGAUUUCAAGAAAAAGCGUGCUUUGGCUAUGAGCAUAUCUGCUUGUGGCACUGGGGUUGGAGCUAUGGUAUAUACGGCCGCUCUUCAAUACUUGAUUCCGCAAAUCGGAUUCCAGUGGGCUGUGCGAGCCUGCGGUCUGAUCUCCCUGUUCCUGGCCACAAUUGCCAACGCCCUGGCACGCCCACGGUUGCCGCCGCGAAAAUCGGCCAGCUUCGUCGACUGGACAUUCUUCAAAGACCGGCCCUUUGUCAUUUUCACAACUGGCAGUUUUCUGAUUUACUACUCGCUCUUCACUGUCGUGAUAUAUAUCAAUUCAUACGCUCGCACUGUUGUUGGCUUCAGUGAUGUCGACUCAGCCCAAGUCCUCCUUGUAUCCAAUGCCGCGGCUCUCAUCUCCCGUCCUCUGGCCGGCUUCAUGGCAGACCGAUACUUUGGGCCGGUUAAUACAUGGAAUGGCGGCACGAUGUUCCUAUCAAUCAUGAUCUUUGCACUUAUUGGAGUACGUGACCGUGCCGGCAUGCUGGUGUACUCGGCGGUGAUGGGAUUCUGCAACGGCGCCGCCCAGGGUGUAUUUCCUGGCGCGAUCAGCAGUCUCGUUGAAGAUGUCCACUUGCUAGGCACUCGCCUGGGUAUGGUCUUCGCUAUAUGUGGUUUGGCAACGCUGGCAGGUCCGCCGACCAUGGGCGCUCUUUUGGAUGCCAAUGGCGGCAGAUACCUCUGGGCGCAAGUUUGGGGAGGAGCGGUUAUGAUCCUUGGGUCUUCCAUCGUGGCGACUACAAGAUGUUUCAGGAGCAAGGGCUCAAGAGGGAAAAUGUAG